This is a messenger RNA of Neocloeon triangulifer, 2531 nucleotides long. Its product is annotated as proton-coupled zinc antiporter SLC30A5-like. Gene Ontology annotation, biological process: transmembrane transport; intracellular zinc ion homeostasis; zinc ion transport. The transcript has 13 exons. NCBI's taxonomy places the organism in Eukaryota, Metazoa, Arthropoda, Insecta, Ephemeroptera, Baetidae. The record is from RefSeq and is a predicted model, not a curated record. Gene Ontology annotation, cellular component: membrane; Golgi apparatus. Gene Ontology annotation, molecular function: zinc ion transmembrane transporter activity. The coding region runs from base 133 to 2322 and encodes 729 amino acids.
AAAAUCGCCAUUAUUAUUCAUCUUGUAAUUCUAAAUUCUAAACAUGGCCGUCCUGCGUACGUAAAUAGCGGCGAAAAGGCCGAAAAGUGCAAAAUCGGCGAUUAAAUUGCUUAUUCUGGCUAGAAAUUUAUUAUGAAUCAUACGGCUCGCCGGCUUCGCAGUGAGUCUGCAAAUCCUCAUCUACAGGCCAUCUACCCAAACCAAAAACCAGCUUGUUUCCUUGCCCUCCUGAUUUCGAGCAAGCUCACCUACUGCAUCGGUGUCUUUCUAGCCUACGACAUCCUCAGACAACUCCACGUGAUUCCUCUUCUUUGUCUUCUGAAACUGAUAGCUGGAUGCCUCUUUGUCAUUGUCCAGAAGCCUCUUACAAAUGGUCAGCCACUCACUGAGGCCCAAUGGCUACAAACAAUCUACCUGGCUGUGGGCCGAGUGUUGGUUUCCAUCCUCUGGUUCUAUGGAAUCAGCCUCAGUGGCCCGUUCAGGGCCAUUCUAGUCUGCGAGCAGUACGACUUUGUGGUCGUGGCAGGAUUUACGGCUUUGACCUCAGGAGCGGGUGGUAAUUCUGCCUUCAGGGGCGCCCUGACCUUUCUAAUAGGCCUACUGGUUCUGCUCUUUUUGGACCACGAUGAGGGAAAUUUGCACCCAGACGCAGAUCACACCAGUUCUGGAGGAUCGUGGAUUGGCUUGGCAGACCACAAGGUUGGAGUUAUUUUGAUGGUUUUGGUCAUGCUUGUCCAAGUAGGAGUGAAUUCGAUUGCGAACAAACUUGGCUCCUCUCUUGGUGGACAAAAGAGAAUCCACUCGUUGACAACAGUUUUUGAAGGCAUUAUUUUGAUUCCUAUUUCUGUGUUCAUUUAUGCUUACAAGGGAGCAUCUCCAGAUUUUACCCUAUCUACGUACAUCAUGCCCAUGAUAACAUCUGCUAUUUGCAUUUACUUCCUAGAGUUCUACAUCAACAGUUUCACUCUCCAAAGACUUCAGCCAACGCAAGUGGCGCGAGUUGGCUCGAUUUCUGUCUUCCUGUCCUCGCUCCUCUGCGCCUACCUUUGGAGCAGCGCUGCUAAUCAAGUGACAAAAGCCGACCCAACUUCAUACACGGUGGCUGACCAUUCAUUGUCAGGUGGAAGCAUUUUCGCCUGCAUUCUCUUCAUAUUAGCAUCUCUAAGCUUAACGUCAGAUGCAAAGCAGGGGACCAAGGGCUCCUUCAUAGGUUAUUCAGAAACAGGCCUGCCCCUAUACAGCUUUAGGAACAGCGCUCUGCACCAAACCUCUAAGUCAUUUGUCAAUUUGUGCACCACAAUUGUGAAGCAAAUCUUAGCUAAUCAAAACAGUCGAAAGAUUUUCUACUUUUUGUGUGUAAAUAUGGCUUUCACUGUGGUGGAGUUUGUCUAUGGAGUUUGGACAAACAGCCUCGGACUGAUAUCUGACGGAUUCCACAUGCUCUUUGACUGCUCAGCCCUAAUUAUGGGCCUGGUUGCUUCAGUAAUGGCAACAUGGAAACCCUCCAGGACAUUUUCUUAUGGUUACAAUAGAGUUGAAGACUUGUCGGGUUUUGUCAAUGGCCUGUUCCUGCUUGUGAUUUCUUUUGGAGUGUUCACUGAGGCAGUCAGCAGACUUUUCGACCCACCAGAUAUUAACACGAAUCAAUUACUGGCAGUCUCAUUUGCUGGGCUCUGCGUCAAUUUGCUGGGAAUCCUUGCAUUUCGCCACAAUCCAGGCGGUUCUCACGGACAUAGUCACGGAGGUGGACAUCAUGGACACUCGCACAAUUCAAAUAUGGAAGGUGUAUUCUUGCACAUCUUGGCUGACACAAUGGGAAGCGUUGGCGUAAUAAUUUCAUCGCUGCUGAUUGAAAAUUUUGGCUGGUACAUUGCGGACCCGAUCUGCUCCAUUCUGAUUUCCAUCCUUAUUUUCCUGAGCGUUAUUCCUCUUUUGAAAAACUCUGCUUAUGUCUUGCUCCUGCGCGUUCCUCCAAAGGCACUCAAAGAAAUGACAACCGGAUUUAAAAGAGUCCAAGCAAUUGAUGGUGUUGUUGGAGUAAAGGACCCCUACCUAUGGCAGCACACCAGCUCUGCCAAUAUUGGAACGCUGAGGGUGCAAGUUUCGCUAGACGCUGUGGAACAACGUGUUGUCCAACAGGUCACUGCAAUUUUCAAGAGCAUGGGUUUCACGGAAUUCACUACCCAAGUGGAAAAACCAGACUUUCCACUGCAUUUGACAAACCUAGGUGUCAACUACAACAGCAUUUCCAAAAUUGCUGGCCAUUUUGACAAUAAGUUGCUUUCCAAUCCCGACGCCGUUGUCAACGUCAAGUUUGUAUAGGUUUGUUUCGAAUGCUAUUUGGAAGGUCUCCAGCUCUGAUUUUCAAACCGCAGUGGAAAUUUUUUUUAUCUUGUUAAUUCCAUCCUUUUUGCAUUUUAUACGGUUACGUCAUUAUGCUUGUUAAUAUUAAAAAUUGUGUUUGCUCUGAAGCUAGCCAAUUUUUAUUGGAAUCAUAAUAAAACUCUGAAAUUAAAAUGAAUCAUCCUCUU